AUGCAACUGAAAGCACACUAAGAACUUAGGUUUUUUUUUUUUUUUUUUAAUUCAGGCAGCAAUGUCAGAUACGGCUUUGGUUCCCGGCGCCGAUGCGCUUGAGGAGACCUUGGGACGCCUUUCAAAAAAGCCGGGUGUCCGGGCAACCAUUGUGCUCGACCGAGCCUCGGGUGCUAUCUUGAAGACGAGUGGCCAGGUCGGGUCAAUACGGACGACGAAGCCUUCAAGCGCACCCGUGCCCGCCUCCGGGUCGUUCAAUAAGGAGGACGACGGGAGCGGUGCCAAGCACGAUCAAGGCGCAGAGGAGCUGGCCUCGAUGAUAUGGAACUUUGUCAGCACUGCUGGCGAUCUUGUGCAUGAACUUGAUACGGAGGACGAACUGAAAUUGCUGCGCCUGCGAACCAAGAAGCAGGAAUUUGUCAUCGUCCCCGAUGCUAAAUAUCUUCUCAUUGCAGUUCACGAAACCUCUGCAUGAGGAUCCAAGGUGACGGACCGCUUUGCGCGAGUGGAAGCAGCCCCGGCAAUUUCCAUCACGUUCUCAAUGGCAGGCCAUCCAGCCCUCCCAACUCCCGCAGGUUCGACAUGUCAGUUGUCAGUGCCAGCUUGCAGCGCUUUAAUUUCGCAUUCCACCUCGUCGUCACCAACCAAACGACCCACAAGCUUUGGUUGGUCAGGCGGUAGCGUCCCGGUCAGCACAUUUCGGGGUAAUUUAAAACACCUUGUGUACAACAACGCAGCUGUG
Molecule: messenger RNA, 742 nt
Organism: Thermothelomyces thermophilus ATCC 42464
Lineage: Eukaryota; Fungi; Ascomycota; Sordariomycetes; Sordariales; Chaetomiaceae
Exons: 3
Coding region: 62-475 (137 amino acids)
Biological process (GO): microtubule-based movement
Cellular component (GO): cytoplasm; cytoplasmic dynein complex
Molecular function (GO): dynein intermediate chain binding
Source: RefSeq, a predicted model, not a curated record